Messenger RNA from Propithecus coquereli (Coquerel's sifaka), 3147 nucleotides. It is a transcript of the gene DIS3L2, whose product is annotated as DIS3 like 3'-5' exoribonuclease 2. NCBI's taxonomy places the organism in Eukaryota, Metazoa, Chordata, Mammalia, Primates, Indriidae. Gene Ontology annotation, biological process: miRNA catabolic process. The record is from RefSeq and is a predicted model, not a curated record. Gene Ontology annotation, cellular component: P-body; exosome (RNase complex). Gene Ontology annotation, molecular function: RNA binding; 3'-5'-RNA exonuclease activity. Bases 225 to 2873 code for a protein of 882 amino acids. The transcript has 21 exons.
CCCGCGCGCCUCGCUCUUGGCCCCACCCAGCCACCGUUGCUCUGUAGAACGCCGCUCCCGUGACCCGGAAGAGGAUUCUCCUUAGCAACCGCGGGACCGCGGCGGCGCCAGCCCCUCGGGAGCAACGCUAGUGACAACUGAGCUGCUCAAGACAGGCAGAACUCUGAGCUAAGCAGUGGAGGCUUCCCUGGAUCUGGAGAGAAGAGGCGACUUUGGAACCAAUAAUGAGCCAUUCUGACUACAGGCCGAACCUCCGGCCCCUGGGGCCCCCCAGAGGUGUGUCUUCUGUGGUUGGCUCACAUGGCAUUGGUGCCUCACCAGGUGACAAAAAGUCAAAGAACAAGUCCACGCGAGGGAAGAAAAAGAGCAUAUUUGAAACCUACAUGUCCAAGGAGGAUGUUUCAGAAGGCUUGAAGAAAGGAACACUUAUCCAGGGUGCAUUGAGAAUUAAUCCAAAGAAGUUUCAUGAAGCCUUCAUUCCUUCCCCGGAUGGUGAUCGAGACAUUUUUAUUGAUGGGGUUGUUGCUCGUAAUAGAGCCUUAAAUGGGGAUCUGGUUGUCGUGAAACUACUUCCCGAGGAGCAGUGGAAGGUAAUUAAACCAGAGAGCAAUGACAAAGAAACAGAAGCUGCCUAUGAAUCAGAUCUCCCUGAGGAGCUCUGUGGACACCAUCUCCCUCAGCAGUCCCUGAAAAGCUAUCAUGACAGUCCUGAUGUCAUUAUAGAGGCUCAAUUUGAUGAUAGUGACUUAGAAGAUGGACAUGGCAAUACACAGAAUUUGCUGGUUGAUGGUGUAAAGAAGCUCUCAGUUGGUGUUCACGAAAAAGGAAAAGAGGAUGCUGGUGCACCAGUUAAAAAAGAUGAGAGCACCUCCAUGUCACAAGACAUAAGAGCUUUACCAGAGAAGUCCCUGCAAAGAUCAGCAAAGGUGGUUUACAUCUUGGAGAAAAAACAUUCUCGAGCAGCAACUGGCUUCCUCAAACUCUUGACUGAUAAGAACAGCGAACUGUUUAGGAAAUAUGCCCUGUUUUCUCCCUCAGACCACCGAGUGCCUAGAAUUUAUGUGCCUCUCAAGGACUGUCCCCAGGACUUUGUGACACGGCCUAAAGAUUAUGCCAAUACACUGUUCAUCUGCCGCAUCGUGGACUGGAAGGAGGACAGCAAUUUUGCCCUGGGGCAGCUGGCUAAGAGUCUUGGGCAAGCUGGCAAAAUUGAGCCUGAAACAGAAGGAAUACUAACAGAGUAUGGUGUGGAUUUCUCUGAUUUUUCUUCAGAAGUUCUAGAAUGUCUCCCUCAAGGCCUGCCAUGGACAAUUCCACCAUACGAGUUCAGCAAGAGAAAGGAUUUAAGAAAAGACUGUGUCUUCACCAUUGACCCAUCAACCGCCCGAGACCUGGAUGAUGCCCUCUCCUGCAAGCCACUUACUGAUGGCAACUUUGAAGUGGGAGUUCACAUCGCUGACGUGAGUUACUUCAUUCCUGAGGGAUCUGAUCUGGACAGAGUGGCUGCUGCGAGAGCCACAAGCGUCUACUUGGUUCAGAAGGUGGUCCCCAUGCUUCCCAGGCUGCUGUGUGAGGAGCUGUGCAGCCUCAACCCCAUGACUGACAAGCUGACCUUCUCUGUGAUCUGGACGCUGACUCCAGAAGGCAAGAUCCUUAGUGAAUGGUUUGGCCGGACCAUCAUCCGCUCCUGCACCAAACUGAGCUAUGAGCACGCACAGAGCAUGAUUGAAAGCCCAACUGAGAAGAUCCCUGGGAAGGAGCUGCCCCCCGUUUCACCAGAGCACGACAGUGAGGAGGUACACCAGGCUGUCUUGAAUCUCCACGGAAUUGCACAGCAGUUACGUCAACAGCGCUUUGUAGACGGUGCACUUCGUUUGGACCAGCUAAAGCUUGCUUUUACUCUGGACCAUGAGACUGGAUUGCCUCAAGGAUGUCAUAUCUAUGAGUACCGCGACAGUAACAAGCUCGUGGAGGAGUUCAUGCUCUUGGCCAACAUGGCAGUGGCCCACAAGAUUUACCGCGCCUUCCCCGAGCAGGCCCUGCUACGCCGGCACCCCCCACCCCAGACGAAGAUGCUCAGUGACCUGGUGGAAUUCUGCGACCAGAUGGGGCUGUCCAUGGACUUCAGCUCCGCAGGAGCCCUCAAUAAAAGUCUGACCCAAACAUUUGGAGGUGACAAGUACUCACUGGCCCGGAAGGAGGUGCUCACCAACAUGUGCUCCCGGCCCAUGCAGAUGGCGCACUACUUCUGCUCAGGGCUGCUGCAGGACCGGGCGCAGUUCCGGCACUACGCCCUCAACGUGCCGCUGUACACGCACUUCACCUCUCCCAUCCGCCGCUUCGCCGACGUCCUGGUGCACCGGCUCCUGGCUGCCGCUCUAGGCUACAGAGAGAGGCUGGAUGUGGAGCCCGAUGCGCUGCAGAAGCAGGCCGACCACUGCAACGACCGCCGCAUGGUGUCCAAGCGCGUGCAGGAGCUCAGCACUGGCCUCUUCUUUGCCGUCCUUGUCAAGGAGUGUGGCCCCCUGGAGUCGGAAGCCAUGGUGAUGGGUGUCCUGAACCAAGCCUUCGACGUGCUGGUGCUGCGCUACGGGGUGCAGAAGCGCAUCUACUGCAACGCCCUGGCCCUGCGCUCCCACCACUUCCAGAAGGUGGGCAAGAAGCCGGAGCUGACGCUUGUCUGGGAGCCUGAGGACAGCGAGCAGGAGCCGGCGAAGCAGGUCAUCACCAUCUUCAGCCUGGUGGAGGUGGUCCUGCAGGCGGAGGCCACGGCCCUCAAGUACAGCGCUGUCCUGAAGCGGCCAGGCACCAACAGCCUCCUGGGCCAGGAGGAAGCGACGGCAGCGGCGUCUGCCGAGGAGCCAGACGACUGAGGCCCAGGCGCCUGCCCCACCCUGCUGGCUUUUAGGAAUAGGACCUGUUGACACCAAAGGGGAUUUUUAAUUUGGCUUUUAUCAACUCAGGGGCUUGUUUUUAUUUUUAUUUUUGCAUUGCAUUUUAUUUUUGCAGCUCAGUUUUUAACCGAACUGCAGGGGAGGGAGUUGGAGCUGGACAGAAGGCCGAGGCCUGGCCAGCGCUGACCCAAGCAGAGAGGGCCCCAGUUCCCCUGGUGGCCAGGCCCCCCUCCUGCCUGGUACCCACUGCCAU